Molecule: messenger RNA, 2424 nt
Organism: Mauremys mutica (yellowpond turtle)
Lineage: Eukaryota; Metazoa; Chordata; Testudines; Geoemydidae
Gene: ACE2
Product: angiotensin converting enzyme 2
Exons: 18
Coding region: 1-2424 (807 amino acids)
Biological process (GO): proteolysis
Cellular component (GO): plasma membrane
Molecular function (GO): peptidyl-dipeptidase activity; metallopeptidase activity
Source: RefSeq, a predicted model, not a curated record
AUGUUGGUCCAUCUAUGGCUUCUUUGCAGUCUCACUGCUGUUGCUACAUCACAGGAUACAACACAAGAGGCCAGCAACUUUUUGUCUCAAUUCAAUGUACAAGCAGAAGAUCUAUCUUAUGCAAGUUCACUUGCCUCCUGGGACUAUAACACCAACAUCACAGAUGAGAAUUCCAGAAAGAUGAAUGAAGCAGGAGCGAAAUGGUCUGCAUUCUAUGAUGAAGCAUCCAACAAUGCCAGCAAGUUUGCAAUAGAUAAAAUUACGGAUCCUAUUGUCAAACUCCAACUUCAGGCUCUUCAGGACAAAGGAACAUCAGUCCUAUCUGGGGAAAAAUACAGUGAACUGACAACUAUUUUAAGUAAAAUGAGCACCAUCUACAGCACUGGGACCGUGUGUAAACCUGAUUAUCCAUUUAACUGCUUGCCGCUGGAGCCAGGUCUAGAUGCUAUUAUGGCUAGCAGCACUGAUUACUCUGAGAGACUGUGGGCGUGGCAAGGCUGGAGAGCUGAAGUUGGCAAGGAGAUGAGACCAUUAUAUGAACGUUAUGUUGAGUUGGAAAAUGAGGCUGCAAGACUUAAUAAGUAUUCUGACUAUGGAGAUUAUUGGAGAGGAAAUUAUGAAGUAGAUGAUUCCAUAGAAUAUGCCUACAGCCGUAAUCAGCUGAUUGAAGAUGUAGAAACAACAUUUGAGCAGAUAAAACCUUUAUAUCGGGAGCUACAUGCUUAUGUGAGGUACAGGCUGGAGAAUGUCUAUGGCUCAGACCGCAUCAGUUCAACAGGAUGUCUUCCUGCUCAUUUACUCGGUGACAUGUGGGGUAGAUUUUGGACUAAUUUGUAUGGCUUGACAGUCCCCUAUCCAGACAAACCAAACAUUGAUGUAACUUCUGAAAUGGUUAAAAAGAAUUGGGAUGCAACAAAAAUAUUUAAGGCUGCUGAGGAUUUUUUCAUCUCUGUUGGCCUCUAUGGAAUGACUGAAGGCUUCUGGAACAAUUCUAUGAUUAUAGAGCCUAACGAUGGCAGAAAGGUUGUUUGCCAUCCUACAGCUUGGGAUAUGGGAAAAAAGGAUUAUAGGAUCAAGAUGUGCACUAAAGUGAAUAUGGAUGACUUCUUGACGGCACAUCAUGAGAUGGGGCAUAUAGAGUAUGAUAUGGCAUAUUCCAACCUCUCUUAUCUGCUAAGAAGUGGAGCUAACGAAGGAUUUCAUGAAGCAGUAGGAGAAAUCAUGUCACUGUCGGCAGCUACUCCAAAGCAUUUGAAAUCACUUGACCUUCUAGAAUCUACUUUUCAGGAAGACAAUGAAACGGAUAUCAACUUCCUACUCAAACAAGCUCUCACUAUUGUUGGAACAAUGCCUUUUACUUACAUGCUAGAGAAGUGGCGAUGGAUGGUAUUUAGAGGUGACAUUCCAAAAGAUGAGUGGAUGAAGAAGUGGUGGGAGAUGAAGCGAGCAAUAGUGGGUGUGGUUGAACCACUGCCUCAUGAUGAAACGUACUGUGACCCUGCUGCUCUGUUCCAUGUGGCCAAUGAUUACUCUUUCAUAAGAUAUUACACAAGGACCAUUUAUCAGUUCCAGUUCCAGGAGGCACUUUGCAAGGCUGCUAACCAUACAGGUCCUCUUUACACAUGUGACAUUACUAAUUCCACGGCAGCUGGUCACAAACUGCGGGACAUGCUUGUCUUAGGGAGAUCACAGCCCUGGGCCCAGGCACUAGAAAGUAUAACAGGAGAAAAGAAGAUGAAUGCGACACCCUUGCUCCACUACUUUGAACCCUUGCACCAGUGGCUGAUAAAGAACAAUAGUGGCAGAUCUGUUGGUUGGAACACAUUCUGGACUCCAUAUUCUAGCAAUGCAAUCAAAGUGAGGAUCAGUCUGAAAUCAGCACUUGGGAACAAUGCAUACAAAUGGGAUGAAAAUGAAUUAUAUUUGUUCCAGUCAUCAAUUGCCUAUGCCAUGAGGAAGUAUUUCUCAGAGGUCAAGAACCAGACUGUCCCAUUCCAGAGCACAGAUAUCCACAUAGAGGCUGAAACAAAAAGAAUCUCCUUCUAUUUUACUGUCAUUAGGCCUAAUACCUCUGACAUCGUUCCCAAAUCUGAGGUGGAAACAGCCAUCAGAAUGUCUCGGGGACGAAUCAAUGAGGCUUUCAAACUGGAUGACAAUACUCUGGAGUUUGAGGGUAUUCUUCCAACACUGGCACCACCUUAUGAACCACCUGUUACUGUCUGGCUAAUACUGUUUGGGGUGGUCAUGGGCGUGGUUGUGAUUGGAGUCAUUGUCUUGAUCACCACUGGGCAGAGAGACCGAAGAAAGAGAAGGAAAGCAGGCACAGAUGAAUUAGUACAAACCAACCCCAUCAACCCUGAACCUGAGGAUGGAGAAGUCAAUCCAGCUUUCGUAAAACAUGAAGAUCAACAAACAUCAUUUUAG